Messenger RNA from Pocillopora meandrina, 16909 nucleotides. Lineage: Eukaryota; Metazoa; Cnidaria; Anthozoa; Scleractinia; Pocilloporidae. The record is from the annotation of a GenBank genome assembly.
AUGUCAACAGAUUCAUCUAGUGACAAUAUCGACGCACUUACAGAAAAGAACUUGGUAAGUUAAUUCAAAUUUUUGAGAUGAUACGAAUCGAGUUACAUUUAUCAAAUAAUCAGUCAAAUUGACAUGCAUCACAUUUCCUCGUUUGUAACACUUCAAGUUUCAUGUAAGACGUUGGGAAUUUUACUCCAUAAGACUUUGCAAUCUCGUUGAUAGUUAAAUAGUUUUUGCUAAGUUUCCUUGGCUAUGUUUAUAGUAGGAGCACGACGUUAAUAUAACCAUUGUACGAAGAUAGAAUUUUUCAAUUUAUCAGACAUCGCAAUCUCUCUGAUAAUUACUUUAAUUUAGAGGAAUUAAAGGUUUCUUUGGGAAAAGCCAAAUUCGAUAUUUUGAAAUUCAAUGCCGUCAAUGUUUUCCCUAAUAACAAAAGCUCGUUUUGACUUUUAAAACUCAGCAUAAAAGAGAACAGACCUCAGCAUGUGGCUCUGGUUAAAAAAACAAAAACAAAAACAGAUAGUUUGGGGGUUUUUGAGAGCCUCGUAGAGAUUCUUUUUACUUUAUGCUAAAUUUCAAAAUAUUGAAUUUUUAGUUGGAAUUGAUUUUCUAACAACAGUUCACUGUUAUUGAUAGUAUUUUGCAUUCAUAUAGUAAUCUCCUUCCUACUAAGUGUAACACUUAAUUUGGCUGAUAUCACCAUGGUUGAUAUUUGGGCCACUUGGCUUGUUCAAAACUAUCAAUCAAUCAAUCAACUUUACAGUCAUUCUGUCAAUCAAUCAAUUUUCUUUAUAAAGUCGUUAGUCCUAGCAAGGAAAAAUGGGGAAAACAUGCCUCUUUAAUCUUUUGACUUCAGCACAUUUCCUUAUAAAUCAGAGAGGAGAAUUUGGUGUUACAUCAAGUUGACACCUUCCAGCUGAUAAGCUUGACUGUUCCCAUAACCUGUUUGCAAGAUAAAUGUAACAUCUUGGAAAAGCACUAAAAAGUAUUUUCUGAAGGAGGCUCCAUAGGGUUUUUGACUGUGCAAGAUCUGGAUGUAAGCAAAGCAGGAAGCAAAAGAAACAUAGUGGCUCAAUUUGGUCACAUAAUUGUUUCCUAAAAAAGUUGUAUGAAAACGGUGUAACACAAUUAAUUUUUUGUUUAAUGGACUGACUAGAGUCUCCAGCAACUGUAUCCAUUCCAUAAUAUCCAUAGACCUUCUAUGCCUGAAAAAGAGGUAGACAGAAAAGAAAACACUGGGGCAAAGAUUGCAAAACAGAUUUUAAAGGUUAAUCUUGCUAAGAUAUCAAUCUUGGCAAAGUGCUAUUAUAUGCUUUAAUAUUUGGGAGUAGGAAAAAGAGACCCUCUUGUCUUUCCUUUAGUAAAUUGUUUUUGAAAAUUACCAUUUCAAAAGAUUAGGCAAUAUCAUUUCCAUAAUAAGCCAAAGAAUGAAGACAUUUCACAAGGAAAUUAAAGAUAUUGAGGUAUUAAGGCCAAAGUUAGAGGAAUAUAUCUUCCACUUGUUAGAGAUGAUGUUGACAACCAAAACAGAAGCUUAAUAUUAUAUUGUUACAAAACUGGUAAAUCUCUUGAGGGAAAACUUUGAGAUAAAUUAUUAAUUAGGUUUCCUUUUGUAACUCAAGGGUCAGCAACCUUGAGUACAUCUGUAAAUUAAAGGGUUGAUUGGUGAAUGGAAUAUAAUGUUACUUGUGUAUUGAUUUUUAUCAUGGAACCACCUUGAUAGAUACUGAAAACUUUUUUUCAGGAAUCCUUGUUACAGGAAGAUGAAGGAUUUGUAGAUUUCUUUAACAAUUUUCUUGCAUUACCAGUAAGUGUAGUAAUUUUCUUGUGUGUAACUUGUUUCUAUCAUGAUAGAUUUAUAAGGUCCUCUUCUGGCAUUUGUGGUUCCUACAUGUGUAAAUGAAGGCUUCACAAGGAGUGAUUUAACCCUUUAAACCUUAACAUCAAUAUGCAUAUUCUCCGCACUUACCUCUGCACAUUUUCUGUGGUUCUAUUAAGGAGAAUUUGUCAAACAACAAGAGCUUCAGGGACCACUUCCUUUAUUCGCGUGACCUUACUGUCUGAUUCAGAGGUGAUAUUGUACAGAGAAAUUAUUUGGCAGUUACUCCUAGGGAUUAAAGGGUUAUGCAAGUGGUCUUUUUGUAACAUUUUAAACAUGACUUGUAGUGAGUAAUAAAAGGUGAGAUAUGGGCAAGCUGUUGUAUCAAAUAAAUAGAAAGUUUUAAUCAAGAAUAAUCAAAAUUCUAAUAGAGAAGUGUGCUGGAAAACAAUUUUAAUAUAUACCACAAAAUGAUUUCUUUCUGAUAUUUAGUGAUUGACAGAGUGUGUAAUGUCCAGUUUUAAAUGCUGUUCACCCACAGGAACUUGUAUAUUUAAAUUCCAGUUAAUCAGCAUAAUCAAGUUUCCCAGGUAUUUGUAAUUUUCUAAAUAACUUUUCUUUCAGUGCUUUGCAGAGCGUCUUCACUACAACACAGAACUUGGAGUUUUUGAGGAAUUUAUUGAAAAGUUAGCUGAUGAUGUGGGUAAAGGAGAUGCCAAGGCUGCAUCACAACUGCGUCAAUUCACACAUUUUAAAGGAACCAUCUACAAUGUGGCUGCCAAUCAAUCACGCAUAGGUUAUUAUGUGACUGUACUUGACAAGGUACACGGCCUGGAAUUUGUAAAGAAGCACAGACUGCAUCUUUUCCUUAGAAGUGAGCUUUAUGCUGAAUACAAACUGACUAAACACCUUUCAACUGUCCAGGUACGGUAUGCUCCCUGUACAUGAAGAACUAGCUUGACUAUUAGUAGUACUGCUCCAAAAGAACCUCGCGGGCUCCUCUCUAAAUCCGUGAGAGGUCUCGCACACAUCAAUAUGCAUAUUCUCCAUACUGUUCUUUAUACAUUUCCGAGGGUGCUAACAAGGAGAAUUUGUUGAACAGUCAAGAGCUCCUUUAGUUGGUGAUCAUUUCCUUUAUUCUCGUGACCUUAAUGUGUGAUUCAGGGGUGAUAUUAUAAGGAGAAGUUAGAUGCUCGUCAUCCUUAGGGGCUAAAGGAUUAACAGGGAUUGCAAAUGGAAAACUUGAAAGAUUAAGGCUAAAAUGUGGUAGCAACAGCUGUAGGCCAUUAAACUUUUACGCAGUGUAGGUUGAAACAAAUUGUUAUUUCCUCUUACAGGAGUCCUUCUUCCGCGACUUGCACCCAGAAAGUUCAGAGGAUGAUGACAGCGGAGUCGAAGAAGCCGCCGUUUUCCACCCUGCAGGUCGAAGACGGAGUGUUGUUAGUUUCAAUUUAACUCCUUCCUUGGGCGAAGCGCCAUCCCCCGAUACGGAUAGGGACGCUGAGAAUGAAGGAAUUAUGUACCUUCCAACCAAUGUGCGAUCCAUUGAAGAAACCUUCGAUGCCUGGCAUGAGUCAUUUAAACGUACAGAGAGCCGUGCUAGUAUGUUUAGCAGUGGGGAUGGGAGCUAUCGUAAGCUGAACACUCCACAGAUUAUGGAAGAAGACGAAGCUUCAGCGACACGAUCAACGUCGAGCUGCUUCAGUACUAAGGAGAGUGAAUCCUCUGCUUCAAACAACGCGAGGCCCGUCUCAGGAUUGAGCAUUGCUAGUGACAAUACUGAAAAGGGGCUGAGUCCUGCGGAGCCCAGUUCUAGGAUCAGUUCGGCGAGUACUGUAUCUUUUUUCUUAGAAAAUCAAAGUUCGUUUGUUUUAAACCAAGAAGAAUCAAAUGCUUGUCAUCUGGAUUCGGAGAGUAGGGGGGAUCGUCUUGGCGCGGAUGAAAUGACGCGCAGUUUGUCUUCAGCGCUAAGUUUUAUAACCGAGCAUGGGAAAGUGAUAGGGAACUCUUCUGCCCCAGGAAGUAUCAUUGGUGAAACAGAUUUAGGGGAACAAGAAGACGCAACAAGGAAAGAAGAUAACACAAGCGAAAAAGACUUUGUUGUCGAAGAAGCGGGUAUUGCAGGUCGAGAGGGCAUUUCUUCUAGAGAAGAGGCAGAAAGAGAAAGUGUACCACCCGGGGAGAAAGAUUCUGUUGUAGAGUUCGAGCAAUUUGCGGAGCACAGGAACUCAUGUUUUAAGGAAGGUAUAGAGGAGAAUCUCGCUAAGACUGAGAGGGACGGGUAUCCCUUAGAAUGUGAGUCUCUAACUGGUAGCAGUACGGUUGAAAAUACUUCACCUGACGGUACUCGGUCUGAAAUGGGUAUGGGAAACUCUGAGAGUGAUGUUAUCAAGGAGCCUCUGACACCAGAUCUCGGGGCACAAAGAAAAAGUGGUAAUGAGGACGCGAGGGAAAGUCUAGAUGAAGAACAAGUGCCAAGUAUUGAUAUAGAAGUUACGUGCAGUGAUGAAGAGGAAACUUUGGAUAAGGAAAUUGCUUUGAAUGACGACGCGGUUGAUUUAAAUUCUGUUGCUGACUCUAACAGUGGAGAGAACUGUGGAUCGGUCGCAGCACGCGUGGAAUUAUCUCUCAACACUGAAGAUAUUUUUAUCAUAAAAGAAAAGGCGUCUGUUUCGAAUGCACCUGACUAUACUGGGCAAGUAGACGACAAUUUAGGUGGAAAUGACGAAAAGCGAAAUAGUUCAAGAACACAGAGGGACGAGGGAAAACUAACUGUUUCAGACGAGGAUUGUCUUCAUUGUAAAAAUGCAAAACGUAAGAAUGUAUCUCCAACUUUAGAUUUGGAUACUUCACUUGGAGAACGCAGCACUUCAAGUAAAGAGGAAUUAAAGAAAGUGAACUUAUCGAAUGUUUGUUCUGAUCCUGGAGAGAUAGGGUCUGUUGACGAGUAUAGUGGACAUAGAAGCGCUCAGAGUGGAAGCAUAGCUGAAGAAAUAUCGAACACAGGAAUAUCGCCGUUAUCAAAAGUGGAUGUGGACUCGGAGAAUAACAAUAAAGAAACUUCGUUUCAGGGUCGUGAGAAUGAUGAUACAGAAAUGGCGACUGGUGAAAUCGAAUCUAAGAAACAAGAUCUCCAAGGAGAAGAACCCUCCCCGGGAAAAGAUUCCGAUGACGAUGACGAUGACGAUGACCGCGAAGAUGACGAUGAAGCAGGUUACACAACCGAGGCCAGUGCGACAACUCUUCAAGGAAUUCGAGGCAUCUUCGGCUCCAGACGACGUAGCAGUUUGGUGGCUACUUCGGUUGGUUUUGACGCGGGAGAUGAUUCAAUGUUCAGUGACGAUGGUUCUGAACUGGACGACAAACCGUAUGAUUUAGCUACCAAAGAAGGUUUCGACAUGUUCAGAGAGUUCCUUUUGGAGACAAGUGGGGAGAAAUUAUUACAGUUUUGGUUGGAAGUUGAGUGUGGAAAGUACUUGGAAAAUGAGGACGAAAGAAACAGGUGUUUGUUUUAAUGCCAUUGCUGUAUAAUUUUUUUUUCUUCAUGCGCGGGUAUGAUAUUCAAAAGGCUUGCAAAAAAACACAAAAACAAAAAUGAAACAGACCGAAACGGAACAAGAACACAUAGAAUUUCCUGAUGCCACAUCUUCCCUCAAAAUUUGUCAUUUUAAAGUGAAUAAUCAAAAUAGGUGGCUUCCCUAUCGAACAAAAAAAUUGUCAUUUAUUGACCUAUGAAGCGAUCUUUCUAAAAUUAGUUUCAGACAUAACACGGCUUGUGCAAGAAGUGUUGAAAGUAAUCCGGGAUGACUUUGGUUUUGCCCUACUUCUUGCGCAAGAACCACAUGUUACGAGCCUAGAAGCUAAUGAGGCUACGAGGAUUUUCCUAAACCAUGAUCUUCCACAAAAACGCGAUUGGCUAUGGUUUUGCUCCUGAUUGGUUAGCAAAUAGUGCGAGAUUUGUGAGCCAGUCACAGAGGGAAGUGAAUUAGGGCGCUGUUCGACCGAGUGUAGAAAAACCAAAAUCAAAUCAAUCACAACCGUCAGGCAGGUGAAAGGAGUAUAUCACAAGGAGCCAAUUGCAACUUAACAUAAAACAAGCAGACUGCCUGAAGCGCAGAAAAACGGACAUGCCUUAGUCGCGUUUGGCUUUAGUUUUGAAAUGGUUUCGUAGCGAAAGUGCUGCGAGUUUUCUGUUUUUGUCACACGGCGAAGUAGGGCAAAACCAAAGUCAUCCCGGAUUACUUUCAACACUCACAUGAAAAUUGAAUUACCCUAAAAUCAAUGCAAUCCCUUUUUCCUUCGUACACGUAAUUGGAAACCUCUCUAAAUUUUUCUCUCCCUAGAUUGGUGCAGUCUCUGCGUGACAGGUUUUGGAGAAGCGGAGGAAUUUACGAGUUCUCUGCAGUUACAAAAUCAAGAUUAAAUUUGGUUGAUGCAUCGACAUUGACUUUCGACAAGUUGUUCUCCAUUCAGCCUGACGUACUCAGACCACUGUUAAGUUACUGGUAAGUUCUUUCCUUUUUAAAAACUUUCGGUCUUAAGUUAAUCUUAUGGGGCAAACCGAGACGGGAACGACAACGAAGACAUGGCAAAACAAAAGAUCUAAUGGUCAGAACAAUAGCGUCUUAAAACGUUGUACAUUUCGAAGACGUCAUAUGCAAAACAACAUCGUGAUCUCCUAAACUGAGGUAAUUGCAAACAGAAACACCGACGGCUAAUUAUCAAAGUUUGCUUUUGAACCCCUGCUCAUAUACGUUAUGAUGAAGUUGAGGUGUGGUGACGACAAAAAAUUCCAAUGCUUUGCAAAAUUCUCACUCAAGAAUUGAUAUCAAUUUAGUUUUCUAAUCCACGUCACCCCCCAACUGCGUAAGGUCCCUUCCAUAUUAGUGCCAGCAUCUUGGACGCCGCUUCCUGCUCCUAUAUGGUACCCGAAAAAAAAUAGUUUUCAGUUCACAGUAAUUUCCAUCUCUCCAAAAAAUAAUGUACUGUGCGAUGGAAAACGACUGCAAAACGAAUUUUUGAUACCAUUCGCAUACAAAGCACUCGGUUAAAACUUUAAUUUACUGCUGUAUUGUCCCCACAGGUGUAUGCGUUUUACGAUGCAUCAGCAACGUGUUUCUCACUCUCAUGACCACGAUUACAACACAAUGUCACAAGACAGGCUGAAAUCAUGUUUUAGACGUGAGAUCACAUCAUCAAACCUUCCACAAGUCCCUGCGCACGUGGGUCUGUCCCAAGUUCUAGCGAACAAAACCUUGGCCAGGCCCCAAAGUAGCUUUGUCAAGAACCGGCCGGUAACGCAACACCAGACAUCCAGACCUCAAGUACGAGCCAAAUCUGCCCAUCCACGGCUUUUGCAAGCGAAUAAGUAUGUGCAUACUAAUGCAAGUACGACGCAAUUGCAGGUAGGUGACAAAGAACAGGGAAUUUUUACGUUGAGUUUUUGGACAGAGGAAUUCUCCCGAAAAAUCCUUUCAAAUCCCUCUACUAACGGUGGCAUGGGAAACUUAAAGGAAUGAAAAGAAAAGGUUGAUCAAAGCUGGUUUUAAUGUAGCUUACAUCGCAUUUGACUGAAAAUGAACGAAUAGCCAGCAGGUUUGAUCCAUGUUGUGAGAUAGAACGUGGUUGUACUGUACCACUGAUAUCUUUUCACUUUACUUGUCGCCUCAUUCCCAAGACGUCAUUAUUAUCUCUCAUUACUGUCUGCCAUACAAUUCUUAUGAUGAUGGUUCGAAGAAUUUGGUAUUGGAUCAACUAAUAAUCCCCUAAUUGAUAGCUCUCUUUAUUCUCGUCACUUUUCUGUUUGAUAUUGUUCAGAUAUUGUAAGAAGAAAUUCUGUCUUGGUCACCCAUGCAAGUUAAAGGGUUGAAGAGCUGUUGGCAUGAGUGCCCUAAAACCAGAAAUAAACCAGUAAGCAUAAAGUGAAAUAAGAACAUAGCAGACUAUUACCGGGAACCAAUCAGAGCUCAAAGCAGAAACCAGCAAACUGCCUAGUCUUGCAUCUGAUUGGUUGUGAGAGCUGCCUGACUUUUCUAGAACAAUGAAAUCCCAGAUUAUGUUAACAAUAUGUGAGAAAAUUGUUCUUCGAAGUAAUUUUUUUGUUUUUUUUCAGAACAUUAUUGCUCCUGUGAGGACGGGAUACGGUUUUGAGCAGCCUCCGGGACCGUCCUUUCCUGUUGAACCGGAACCAGACUAUGCACCCUCCGUUAGGCUGUUUAUCAACCCCGUGCCCUCCCCUGAUAGUAAAAUUCAGAGAAUGAUGAGGUGAGUAAAAUGUACCCUCGACACGUGACGCUUUUGACUGUGUUGACUCUGGCAGUAGACAGGACGCGUGUCACAUGUGAACUUAGUAAUGAAGUAGCUCACCACGGAGUUGAAAACAGAACUUGCCAAACUUUGCUCAGGGCAUUGAAUUCCGUUCGCUCGCUUUUUUCUGAAAUAUCUUAAUAGAAUUAAUAUUUUCAAUUGAUUUCGUUGUCUCUUAUUUGUAUUUUUUCUUCUGUUCUCCUUAUGAAGGACGCUCCACCGAACUUCUAUUUAUGUCGAGGGUUCUAAGCCGGCUCUUGCCAGAGAAACUGGAUCCAAGACCGCCGCUAUGAUGGAUUCGUUGAUACAGGGACUGAUUUACGAGCGGCAGACUGGGGACUACUUUAAAUUGUUUUUGCAGAAGUCAGGAAACGAGGUAAUUAGAAGACUAAUUAGUUGGAGAGCUACCCUUGCACUGGCGCGAUGAAUGGCAAACCCACUCAAAUCUUCACUGUAGGCAACCCAACUUCCAACUCCUUCUUUGGAGGCUUCUUAAGCUUGUCCUUGGUUAAGAACCAAACUCAAAGUCCGACUAUGUGCUUAUAAUUGUUAUGUGAAUACUUACGUUCCAUAAUUGGUGAGUUUAAUGUUCACUCGUUCUCUUGUAGACCUGGAUGAACUGCUUGGCUUUUUGGAAAUCUCUUCAAGAGUACAACGCGUACUUUUUUGCCGAUUCUCUAAAUCCGUCCCUAUUGUCAAGGAAGGCACGGGUAUGGACUAAGUAAUUAUUUCAAGAAGAACCUAAUAACAUAAAUAAAUCACGAAUAAUGUAAAACAAUUGGUCUGAAAAUGAAACAAAAUAGACGUCUGGAACAGUUGGAACAUAUGAUCGUCUAAAGAUCCCGGCUGAUAGAGGAGUUAACAGAGAACGUCAUUAACUCCUUACACCCUAACAUCAGUAUCCAUAUUCUCCAAACUCUUCUCCAUACAUUUAUUUUGGUACUGAUGAUGAGAGUUUGUAAUUUGUGUAACAAACAAAGCUUCUUAGGUUGGCGAUCGUUUCCUAUAUUCUCAAAAUCUUAAUAAAUGAUCUAGUAGUAUUUCUUUAAGGAGAAAAUAGAUGCUGGUCUCUCCAAGGGUUUAAAGGGUUAAAAAUGUUGCAGCACGCAGGACUUUCUUGGAGCAAACUGAAAUGGCCAUCAAGAGUAUCGUUACUUUCCGUGGAUAGGAUCGUAGUCAAUCGCAUGUUAAAAUUCCCCCUUCGCAACGACAUUUUCUGAUCCCGGAGUACAGCGGGAGAAAAGUGUCUCUCUCCAAAACACAACCCAAUAACCUUGGUUACAGCUCAGUUCAACUCUGACCUUUGGAGACUAUUAAGCCACAGUUGUUAAUUCCUGUUUAGAGUAUGCUAAAUUUGUAGGUAAUCUUAUCGGUUACAUUGAUCUCUCACAACCCACAGACAAUGUACGCCAAUUUUGUCGUAUCAGGCAGCGCUCAGGAUGUUCAUGUGCACAGGGACAUUCAGGUGCAGGUACAUAAAGAACUGGAGCCACCGUAUGAGGAGCUAUUUGACGCAGUCGAGGAGCAUGUUCUUCAUUCACUUCUGGAACCCUGGCAACUUCAUUUAGAGCAAGAAAAAAGCGUGUUCGAUGCUGAGGUUAGGUUAAAAAUUUUGAUUUUUGCGUCUAAGCUCACUGCUUCUUCUUACUUAAACGAACGCAUCCAUUCCUCUACGAGAUACCGGCUCUCUGGGCAACUUCUAUUCAAUUGAUUUCACCCUUUCACUCCCAAGAUCUUGCGUCAAUACAGAAUAAAUGUCAUCCAUUUUCAUUUUACUAUCAUCUAUAAUUAGGUACCUAAACAACAGACCUUGAGGCAUAUUGAAAUUCAAGUGGUGGCGAAACGAAGACAGAGCAUUAUUUCAACUCGUAGAGGGGUAAGAACUAGUCAAUUUAGAGCACACAGAGUAGUAUUCACCCACAACAGAGUCUCCCCUUCUUAACUAAAGUUAGAUCUGUUGGUGUUUUCAAGUUUACUUCCUUAAAAGUAUCGAAUGGUCACUUCUGAUUUUUUAAGAAAUUACAGACUUUCUUGAUGUUUGACGUAGCUUGCGAGUAGCUCCUCAUUAUUAGGAAACGCUAGGCGGCGGGGAGAGAUCUGCAAGGGGUCUGGCACUGAUAAUAAGUCACCACACUACCGGCAAACCUCUCUCCGACCAGUCCCAAAUCUUGCGGGCGGAGAAACACGCGUGCUGCAGCGUUGUUUGUUUGUCUUGCUUUGUUCUGUUUCCGAAAAACUUCAACGUGCAAGUUAUAGUAAUUGGCGGUUUUGCACGUCAAUUAUUUCUUAGAUCCUUAUUUUCAUUUGUGAGUCGAUUUAUAUCCUCACUUAUUUACCACGUAUUAUUUUAUUUUAUUUUUCCAUUUAUUUAUUUCAUAUGAUUAGUUGUUGCACGCUAAUUAUUUUGAAGCUUGACCCGGCCGAAGAGGAUCAUGAAAAAGAGCGAAUUUCUGUAGAAGAAGCCAACAGACCUUUCCCUGUUCCAAAAGAUGGAAUCACGUUUGAAUCACUCAUAAGAAACCGAGACGAAGUGGAAUACUUCAAAGAAUUCCUCAACAAGAAACAUAACAGAGGUGAGGGCAAGGGUCUGGAAGGGGAGGGGGGGGAGGGGGUUCCCACUCAAGACUGGGGGAGUGCUUGUCGGGAAUUUGAAAUGUAAACUCGAAAGGAGACUAUUUCUAUGCUGGCUGAGGCCCCACUUGAUCCCCUUUGGUUACUACAUAGAUACAUCAAAAAAGUACGAGCUACCGUGAUUUUGAAGAAGAUUUCACCUGCUCGAAACGUCAUUACUCCUUAUCCUUUCGUAAUUCACUGAAAGGAACCUUGAUUUUUUUCAUUAAGUUAUACCUACUGUACUAAAAACCCUAAGUGAGGCUUAUAUCAGUAAUUAGCUCCUCUUUCGGGAACUGGGGCACGCAUUAAAGCAACUAUGUAAUCGUUGGCUACGGAAUAUGUCAACUACAGGAAGUGCCUACCCAAUAAACUGACCAGCCGAAGCAUUGUAAGUUCUGUUAGAUCUCGACCGUGAUUAUGACCAAAUCUUAAGAAAACUGGCGAUCACUGAAUAGCGUAAGCAUCUAUAUUGUGACUUGUCUUGGAUUGUCUCCAGCGGCCGGAGAAUUCCAGCAAACCUCUUCGCGAGACGAUAAGCUUCUUCGGGGGGCGAGGUGGACCUCAUCAUCUCGGCAUCGUUUUAUCAUUACCUGUUCUACUUCUGACGCUCAGCAUCACGCUAUCUUGUGUUCUUAAGGUAUCAAAGAUCUCAUGGCUUGGACAGACAUGGAGACUUUUCGCCGCGUUCCCCGAUUCAUGGAAGAGAAACGUGACAAGAAAGCCAGAGAAAUUCGCGAGAACUGGCUCGGUAAGAAAUAUUUCUUUGGAGCUGACAGCCCAGCAACAAGGGAUGGCCAAAACUUGGUAGGAUAAACAGUUCAUGUUGUUAUUGUUCUCGCCUUUAGUCCUGUACUUAUCAAAUAUUACAUCUCUCCAUCCUCCCUUGUUUCCGAUUUCUUCCUUUCCCUAGUUUUUUUUGGUUUGUUUUUCUUUAUUGUAGCUAGAUAUGAUUCAUUUCUCGCGAAAACUGUUGUUCGCCUGUCAUCUCGCCUAUGUCGGCGGUUACAUUGCGCACGCGUUCGGUUACAUUAUUUCCGUUCAUAUCUCUGUUUCCUUGCAUCCUGCACUUGUCUCUUUUUGCCUGUUUGUGUUUUCCGUUACACAUUUUGCCUCGUCAUGUAUCGAGUCAAUUCUGUAGUUAUGGCUGUAUGUAGUUUCCCGUGGUACAUCUGUGUGUUGAGAGUCACUAGACACUUGUGGCCAUUUUGGUUUUCAUUCCGCAGGUUGUACUCAGCUGCUCAAUCAAAACCAAUCUAAGCAGCUGUUGUUUUCUAACUUUUUUCCUUGGAUGUUCUCUCAUUCACAGAUAAUGAACAUAAACGGGGGACGCCCGAUAAAGGAACGACCCCAGUCGCCAGUUAUACUCGAAAGCCAGAAGUUUGUUCGCGCGCGAAUUGAGCGCCGAUGGUUGAUGUUAUUUAAACAAACGGCAGAAUUUCUAGAAAGGCAAAAACCUCGCGCAGUUAGCGUGCCAGAGAUGGUAGAGGACAUCAUGUUGAAGAGGCGGCUGCAGAGGAGUGAAGCCGCCUGGAAGGUAAACAUUCUUUAGAACAACUAUUAGAUGAGUAUCUAAAUAAAGCGGGAUUGCGUGGAUUUUGCUUCAUUACUUCCGUUAAUUGGUCAAGAAAUUUGGCGCCAAUUUCUCAACCAAUCAAAUGGGAAAUUAUACCUAAUCGCGACUUAGUCACUUUUGUUUUCCCGGGCUUCUGUUAGUUUGCUUUUUCUCUUAAUUGAGUUAUCAUUGGCUCCUUGUGAUAUUUGUCUUUCUUCUCAUUGGCUUCUGUGAUAAGAAGCACUCAAUCGCGUAGGAUCGGUUACCUGCGUCAGUUACGAGUCUUAUUGAAGCUCUCUCUGUCAUUGUCCUUUUUUAUUGUUUGGCCGAAGUUCAACCCAGCUGCGCGUCACAUGAGGUUAAAUUAUUUUUGUCUCUCCAAUUAAGAUUUUAAACAGCAGGUGGGUGUCUUCGUCGCGUGACGUAGUGGCAUUGCGUCAGACGCUACUCAAUCCCAGUCUCGCUGCCGAAUUCACGGCUUUCGUGGCAAUGAAGGGAGACACCCUGGAAAGUAAUGUUCAAUUUUGGCUCGAAGUACAGAAAUUCAAGGUAAGGUUAGCACAUGUUUGUAGUAAGCUGUUUAACUUGCUAGUAGAUUAAAAUAGAUAUUCAUAGGUUUACAGUAGAAACGGAAGCAAAGUCCUGAGAGCGCUUACGAUCAACCCUUUAACUCUCACUAGUGACUAACAUGUAACUUCUCCCUACAAAAUCCAUACAUUAUCCAAAAAAUAGGUAAUGAAAAUAUUUGAACUUACUAGGUUACGAGGAAAUGUGUAGCAGGAAGAGGGGAGAACUAGAAAUAAGAUCUUGGGAGUUAAAGGGUUACAUGCAGUAAUAGCUUCGACAAAAUCUGAGUCGCGAAAAUCAGUUUGUAUUUCGUCUGAUUCUACUCAUAAUCGAGUAUAACCCCGGUGAAAACUAGUUUGGCAUAGUCGUAUGAGAUUUAGUCGUAUGUAGAAGAUUUUCAUCGACGUAUGAUUUCUUGUGUUGGCGGCUCUAACGAUCUACUGGAUCUCAACCAUUACGCAUUAUCUGGUAUUGGAAAGCGAUCUUCAGUAUAUAUUAGCGUUUUGUGUAUCUGAUUGCAUCUCCAACUCCGACUCUGUCUUAAAUGAAAGUCAAAACUGACGGUUUGACAUGUUUUGUAUGUGAAUGGCAAAUUCGACCAAAAGAGAAAGUUUUCAAUUUUAUCCAUAUAUGCACAAGGAUAGCGAUGCUCAUCUACUCUAAAUUUUGCCUCAUCAUAGUUGGCUCCUCAAAUAAAAACCUUUUUCCUCGACGCUACUUGUUGUCACACAGAUGUAGGCUAGGUUGCAUUGCGUUACUAAUGGUCCCUCUCUGUUUUAUUAACAGGAUUUAUGUCACGCACAUGCGCAACAAACCCUAAUUCAACGCAAAAUUCAGACCAUCAUAGACUGUUUUCUGAACUCGGCUAUUGCUCCUGAACUGCAAAUCGAUAUUCCUAUUGAGAUGGCUGACAAACUGAUGGAAAGGCUCUCGGGGAGGAAUCCUUCAAUUCAUCCUUACGUCUUCAGAGAGGCACAGGUAAAGAAAUUGGAGGAGAACACUGCCAGAGUGUCCUGGAAGAACAGUGCUAAAUACAAGACUACUUUGCCCCCCACCUUGAACAUAUGCAAUGCAAAAUUAAAAUGCCUGCUUGUUUUUCUUUGUUUCUCUUCAGAUGACCGUUUUUCGAGUUCUUUUUAACCACUGGAAGGAGUUCAUAACUCACCGGAGUAAAAUACCAGAGGGCGAGGAUCCAAGGGAACACUUUGCUGAAAUGCUGAGGAGACACAGGGCUGACAACAAGUCUAAGAAGGAGGCCAGUGAACGGAGGAGACUGGCGCGACUCAGUGCUGAAAGAAAAAAGAAAGAAAAGGAGGAACGAGAAAAAAAGCGCAUUGAAGAUCUGUCAAGGUGAGAAUUGAAAAGAAAGAUUGAUAAUGACGUCGUGAUGUAUCAGCUGGGUUCCCUCUUUGAUCUAAACCCUUGACCCUUCCCUUGGAUUCGUCGCUGAGAACGCAGUCGUGUUGCGAGCACAGCGUAAAAAAAACUUAGAAAAUGACACAGCGAACUCCUCUUCGUGACGGGUGAGAUAAGGUCGUGUGGUGGAAAGUUAGACGUAUGAAUGGCUUAUCAGUGCAAUUGUGUCCACAGUUUAUUUAGUAUGGACACAGGCUCCUAUUUUUACUCGGAAGAGGAUGAUCUACGCUCUUGGUCGUACUCCAAGCACUUAGUGGAGCAGGAGAGACAGGAACACAUCAAACGGCUUAGGGAACAAGGAAUUAUUGUCCCGGAGGAAGAACUCGUGGAAGAAAAGGGUGAGUCAUUUUUAUUUUGUUAUAAUUCGUUUCCAUGCUUUUUGUUUUGAUAAAAGAAGAUUUUUUUGCACUCUCGUGUGACAGAUAAGUUUGAUUCAACCCUUAGCAGAAGUCAUCAUCAGAGUCAAGUGAAGAGUUGUUGUCAAUUGAGUAUUAUAAGUCCAGUUCUCUGGUGGUGACUUCUGUUACGGUGGUCGAAACGUCAUUUACCAGUACAAACAGCAAUCCUUCUCAGGAAUAACCUCACCUACACUCUCCUACUUCACGCGUAGAUGAUACUCCUGGGCUUCAACCCUUUACUGUAUCUGGUGUUUUGUUAAAUUAUGAGGCCACACUGGUCUUUGAAUCUUGUAGCGUCCAAGUUGAAUUUGGAGGCGAGAAGUGGGCCUGUGUUUGACUAAACAUGAUUUUCUCUCUGUUUCUCGUUGCAGAGGAGACGAAAAGUCGUCGCUCUCGCGUCUCCAUGACAAAGUCCUCCACUUUUGGCAAGAAAGGUACAGAGAAUUAAUUUUCUGAUUCAAAUCUCUCCAUGUUUGCCGCUCAAGUAGAGCUUCCAGUCUGUGCUGAUAUAAGCAUUGGAUAGCGAUAUCAUUAUUUAAUUCUCUCAUUUUUUAUCGUAGUUCAUGACACAGCCAGUGACAAGAAAAGCAGUGAAGGUGAGCUUCAUUGUAGUGCAGUACUGUGUUUGUUCAAGCCUACCAAGACGAUGAAUUCAGUGUCAUCUGGGGCGUAGGCAUAAACGCCCCCAAGGAGGCAUAAACACAGAUGGCAGCCUUAGGUUGAGUGUUCUUUUCCCUGGCGCUUGCCACACAUCCUUUGCCCCUAUCGUUUUGCUAAAAAAUUUUUAAAUAAAAGCUUCAUUGUUGAUUGUUUGAUGUCAAGUAGUUGCUUUGUACUGCUUGUGGUCGUCAGCGUCUAAAAAUCGUCUUUGGUUUAGCUCCUUCUCCUUACAUUUAGGAGAAAUACCACUCAAAGUAAAUUUUCGAGAAAUCCUCGUUCCCCAAAACAGAAACUUACCCUCACAGAAGCACUUCUUUGAAUUUAACAAAUCAUUUAUUUUAGGAUCUUCGAGGAGACUUCAAGCAAAGCUCGGAAACCUUAAAAAGCACACACAUGGUCAGAUGUCUCCGUCGUUAGCUAGGCGUGGCUCUGCCGUGUCUACAGUUGUGUCAAUAACGCGCCGUAAUUCUGGCGUGUCGCUUGCACUGUCACGCAAGGAUGAAAAAAUGAGUGUGGCAACAGUAAGUAAAGAUGACAAAGGUGUCGAAAAAGGAGAAGAAAAAGUCACUGUCCUAAAGGAUACGCAGGAGGAAAAGAUAAAUCAAGGAAAAAGCUCUGAGAUUCAAGUGAUCCAUAUCGCCUCUCCAGAAACACCACAACCUCAUAACGAAGGUAAAUUGUUACCGCAGCGAUCACGCAGUUCUAGGCGACUUCUACCAGGAAAACAGCCACCGAAAUCCGCUGGAAAGAAACGCGUUCCCUUAGAUGCUAUUUCGUGUAUUAGUGACUACAGUGUUUUAAGUAAUAUUGAGUUUCAGCCUCGUGUGACGCCGUUAGGGAAAGAUGGUCAACAGGGAGGAACCUCUCUACUUACGUCCAAAUCUCUCAAGGACUUCACAAACUCGCCUGAAGGUAAGGAGCUUUGUUGGAAGCACUGUCUAAGCCCCGGUGCGGUUACUAAGCACCUGAAUGAACCAACUUUGUAACCAAGCUCUUUUGAAAGAGGCUUUUCAUCGCUUAGUGGUAAUGAAAUUAGAAUUUGGAUUAUGUUGGUGUUUGUAAAGAAGGCUAUAGAGGGUCUUCAGGGAUGGGUUAAUGGUCCAUGAUUACGCUGGAGGGAGGAGGGGAUCUUGGUGGUAACCUUUCCAACUAAUCAGAAAAUAUCAGCUGCAUGCAUUGUGUUGCUGCGAUAAAUUCUCCUCCAAGGAAUCGAUCAAAUUUUCUACACUUACUAUCGUUACAGGAGCUCAACUCUCGAUGCCUUUACCGCUGGUCAGAAUCACGUCAGCAUCUCAUCUUGAAAAGUCGGACACCGACGGCUCAAUCGGAGAUCCAUCGCCAUUGUACUACAAACCACGUCCGAUGACCCAGAGCCUCAAGAAAUCGCCCACCAGGCCGGGAAGGAGAAAGGGCCUGGGACUCACUAAAGAAGAAAUGCAGAUCAAACCGGAUGUAAUUGUGAACUAACCGACGAACGUUCUCUCCAUUAUAUUUUUUUCUGUUCCCGUUGAAGCUAGUGUGAAAUGGAUUUUUUCAAACUGAGGUUCAUAGGAAUUUCAUCUUAACUGUGCUAAAUUUACGGUACAU